Messenger RNA from Labeo rohita (rohu), 6617 nucleotides. RefSeq names its product formin 2a (gene fmn2a). The transcript is spliced from 17 exons. The record is from RefSeq and is a predicted model, not a curated record. Gene Ontology annotation, biological process: intracellular transport; actin nucleation. NCBI's taxonomy places the organism in Eukaryota, Metazoa, Chordata, Actinopteri, Cypriniformes, Cyprinidae. Gene Ontology annotation, molecular function: microtubule binding. Bases 6 to 4433 code for a protein of 1475 amino acids. Gene Ontology annotation, cellular component: actin filament; cytoplasm; nucleus.
UCAAGAUGCAAACCAUUCAGACGAUAGAGAUGCAGUUACCCGUCCUACGAGAGAGUUUCCACUCCUCUCCCUUCAGAGAGAGAGCGAAAGAACGCAGGAAGAGCAGCCUGACAAAUCUCAUCAGAAGACAACAGCAACAGUUAUUAUGCCAGCAACAACAAUCAGAAUUACAUCAGAAGCAGCAGCUGUCCUCAUCCUCGCAGGGCCACACUGCACAUGCUCAGUUGGUCCGCUCCUCCAGCAGCCCGUUAUGCGACCUGGUGGAGCAAACAGAUGAGCUAGAGAAAGUGAAAGAGAUUGGGAGGCAGGGGGAGCUGUCUCUCAGACGGUCCUCGGGUACAGCGUCACAGCCAGCAUCAUCAUUACAGCAGCUGCUGCUGCCGGCGGUGAAGAGAGAGAGAGCGGGAUUAGAGAGGGAGGGGGAGAAAGUGCAAGGGAGCACGGAGAGAAGAGAGAAGAGAGAGCAGCACGGAGAACGAGAAAGUCAGUCCUAUCACACACGUUCCCAACAUGGCUUGAUCGCUAAAGGUGUUCGCCUUCUGAGGAACAUGGGGAACCAGGAGGCCAAACUGAAGAAGCCCACUGUCGCGGAAGGUGCUGGCAGUGGGGCGAGCACUGAGGACCGAGACCAUCUCAAGAAGAUUAAGAAAAGUAAAUUGUCGGGCGACUCGGACAAAAAGAAGUCCAAAUCAGAGGGCUCCAAAGGUUCUGUAUUUUCCAACAUCCGUAUCAGAAAGGGCCUCUCCCGGAAAGGGUUGUCCAAAGAGGAUGUACUGGACGGUGGGAUUAGGAUUAAGAGCAUGGAUGCUAACAGCAGCAGCAAUGGUGGAAUAUCGGGUGAUGAGCUUGAGGGUCUCAAGCCUGAAAGUAAACAACUCACGGCCGAAAGCAGACAGUCAACCCUGGAUACGACAGAAGACGAUGCUGAAGGAUCAGGGUCAGAUACAGACCUCUACAGCUACCACUCAGCCUCCGAGGCUCAAGAUCUGCUGUCGGAUAUCCAGAGGACUAUCAGACAACAGCAGCAGAUGGAGGGACUUUCUGAGGGGGAAGGCCAGACUGAGGUCACUCAGGGUCUUACUAGUAGUAGCUUUGUUUGUAUGGGUGAACCAGAGAAGGUAGAAGGUGUAUUUGCAUCUGACAGCAAAGUGCAAGAUCUUAAAUCUAGUAGGGAUACAGUAGAAGAGGUGAUUACAACAAUGCUAAAGGUAGAAUCAGGUGGUGAAGUGACUGCAGAUAGAUCUGAACACUUAACCAGUUUGGCCAGUGACUAUAGCAUUCAGGAGAGUAUCACUGAGACAAGUAGUGUCCAGGAUAACAUAGCUGUUAGCAAAUCAACAAGUAACUACAGUUUUCAGGAUACUACGGGAACAUCCACCUCUUAUGAGAGUGCAGAGGAGAUCCUGGAGAGUUCAUCUCUAUCGUCUCCUCUCGAAGAGUGUCAUUAUGGUAGCAACAGCCUGACUCAAAGCUUAGAAGUUGGUCUCAAUUCAGGAAAUCACACUAGCUCAAUGUCCAAAAUCAGCCGGGUUAUUUUCGUCCCACAGAAGAGCAUUAGUAGCGUAGAGCUGAAUGUAGAAGGUGAUGGUGGUGUAGAAGAGGUAGAACGAGAGUAUUCCAACCAUCAGAGAAGGAAAAGCAGUGCUGCGUCCAUUACCCAGUGGUCAUCCGAGAACUUUUUAGGCUUAGGGUCACGACCACGUAGAACGUCCAGUGCAAACCUCGGGGUUAAAUCUUAUCCCACAGUACAUGCUUCUUACGUUAAAACAACCACCAGACAGCUCACUUCGCCCAUAAUAUCUCCCUCCCCAAGCCCUAUGUGUCCUCGCAAGGUUGGCUUAGAGUUAGGCUCAGGUCAAGGGUCAUACAGAGCAGGAAGUUGGAGAGCACGUAGACAGCGGUCUUGUAGCAUUGCAGGUCCGGUGGGUUGCCAUGAUGAAUGGUGUGAAGCUAUACAUGGUCAAUCAGAGCUUAUUGAUCCUGGCUUCCAGACCCUCAGAUCCACGCAAACACCAUCCGCCUUUCCAGAUGUGUUUUCAGGUCGCUCUUUGUUCGAGAGGUGUCUUGUACAGUGGGAUUGUUCUAAAGAUGACAGUGCUACACAGGAUAUUGAGAGAUUCUGUUCCCGUAUUCUUGCUCUGGGGAUUCUACAGCCUUUCAGUGACAGCAUCAGGGAACCACCCACAGGAAGUGAUGUUACAGAUAAGCCCAUUUUCAAUAAGGAUCAGCUGUAUACUUGGGCUCCAGUGGGACAGAAUGAGAUCAGAACACCUGGACGACUCCAAACAAUGUGGCCUCCGAGUCCGUCGCCCACUGCUGCACAGGAUGGAUCCACGAGGCAAUCUGGAAUCGUUCCGGAAGGGACUUCCGUUUCCAUUCAGGAGCUAGAGCGAACAAUUGAAGAAUUACUUGUGAAAAUAUCUGAUAUGGAAAGAGAUAAUGAUGUUUUGGAUGGCACAAAGCUUGGGAUGAGGGAUCGAGAAGUGGGUGGUUUCAGUCAAACCAUCAAACAGACUAAAGUUAAUGAACGACGAGUUCUGCACCAUGUGAAAGCCAUUCAAACCUCGCCUGUUGAGGAAGCCUUUAAAUUUCCAGUGCCUUUAUCAGACCAAUCACACACUCCUAAAUUAAGUGAUACCGCCACUUCACCGGUGGGAUUGCCCAGUGCCUGUAACUGCCAAAGAAAACAGGAAAUUCGUCCCUCUGCACCACCGUUACUUCCUGUUGUUCCUGUCCCAAUUCCUCCACCUCCUCCACCUCCUCCACCUCCACUUCCAGAUAUGACACCGCCUCUCUCAGGUAUGACCCCGCCCCCUCCACCUCCACUUCCAGGUAUGGCUCCACCCCCUCCACCACCGCCACUCCCAGGAAUUGUUCCACCGCCUGCACCUGUGGGCAUGGCUCCACCCCCUCCUCCACUCCCAGGCAUGGCUCCACCCCCUCCACCUCCACUCCCAGGUAUGGCCCCACCCCCUCCUCCUCCACCUCCUGGCUGUGGACCUCCACCGCCCCCUCCUCCACCUGGUAUUGGGCUACCACCACCACCCUUUGGUCCCCCUCCACCCUUCAUGGGGUUGGUGCCAUUUGGCAUGGCUCAGGAGUCCAUCCCCCUAAAGACUGUCAUCGAGCCUCCAAGGCCCAUGAAACCACUCUACUGGACACGGAUUCAGCUACAUGCCAAAAAGGAUGCCAAAAGUGCCCUUGUGUGGGAAAAGGUUCAAGAGCCAUCAGUAGACUUUGACGAAUUUGUGGAGCUGUUUGCCAAAAGCGCAGUCAAGGAAAAGAAGAAACCUAUCUCAGAUACCAUAACGAAAUCAAAGGCCAAACAGGUUGUCAAGCUGCUGAGUAACAAACGUUCUCAGGCGGUGGGGAUUCUGAUGUCCAGUCUUCAUUUAGAUAUGAAGGAUAUUCAGAAUGCCAUCUUGAACAUGGACUGCACAGUGGUGGAUCUGGAGACUCUCCAGGCACUGUAUGAAAACAGAGCUCAGAAAGAAGAGAUGGAUCAGAUUGAGAAACAUAUCAAGACUUCAAAAGAUAAAGAAAAUGCAAAACCACUGGACAAGCCUGAACAGUUUCUGCUGCAGUUAUCAGAGGUUCCUCAGUUCUCUGAGCGGGUUUUCUGUAUUCUCUUCCAGUCCACCUUUACAGAAUGUGUUACAUCAGUUCAGCGCAAGCUUGAAACACUGCUGAGAGUCUGUACGGCUCUACAAUCAAGUCAAGCCGUCUUGCAGGUUCUGGGUUUGGUUCUAGCAUUUGGAAACAUUAUGAAUGGGGGCAACCGGAGCAGAGGACAGGCAGAUGGCUUUACCCUUGACAUCCUGCCCAAGUUAAAAGAUGUCAAGAGCAGUGAUAAUUCUCAGAGCCUCCUGUCCUACAUAGUUGCUUACUAUCUGCGACACUUUGAUGAGGAUGCAGGUAAAGAAACAUGCGUGUACCCACUUCCAGAGCCUCAGGAUCUGUUUCAGGCUUCGCAGAUGAAGUUUGAGGACUUUCAACGUGACCUCCGCAAACUACGGAAAGAUCUAAAUGCCUGUUCAGCAGAAACAGAAAAGGUGUGUAAUGUCUCGUCUGAGGAGCACCUGCAGCCCUUUAAGAACAAAAUGGAAGAAUUUCUCACCAGAGCCAAAGCGGAGUUGGAGCUCCAGGAAAAACAGCUCACUGACACGCAGAGGAUUUUUCUGGAGCUGAGCGUGUUUUUCUCAGUCAAGCCUAAGGCGGGAGAGAAGGAGGUUUCACCGAACACAUUCUUCACAGUGUGGCACGAGUUUUCGUCAGAUUUUAAGGAGCUGUGGAAGAGAGAGAAUAAAUGCCUACUGCAGGAACGGUUGAAAGCUGCAGAAGAGACUUUCAGACAAGCACGAGAGAAGGCUACCUACAACGUAAAACCUAAACAUGCAUCAGGGAUAAAAGCCAAGCUGGGACAGAAAAUGUGAAGUUCUGCUGUACCAAAUCCAACAAAACUUCUUGUUUCCCCAGUUCUUUCUUUCUUUUUCUACAUAACAAUUAAGUUUUAACAAAAGGUUUGCAUUAUUUUAGUACAUGAGCAUGGUCAGAAUUUUUAUGAAGACAAUCAAAGCUUAAAGUGCCCAUAUUUUGACCAUUUUCAAAUUCCUAAUUUUCUUUUUAGGAUCUGCUAGAACACAUUUUGCUAUAAAAAACAUUAUUUCUCUCAUUCUGUACACGGUUAUUUUCACUCUCUGCCUAAAACUCUCUCUCUUUUACUUUGUAUCUCUUUAAAGCCCGCCAUUCCAAAAAACCAGUCAAGCGCUUAACAGCAUGUCAGAAAUGUAACGCCCCUUCACAGUUUUCUGCUCCAACUAUGGCGUAGUGAAAUCCACUUACCUCACUAAUUGUUCUUUGAGGGUGGGUCAAAGCAAGCCAGUAUGCCAGCAUUAUGCAAAUGUAUAUUAUGGUGACAUAGAAGCUAAGUCAUGGAAAUAAUGGCGGGACAACAAACGAAGCAUUUCAGGCAAGUGUUUUCUGUUAGAGGGAUUAAUUUCCUUUGGCGUGGACUUUGUGCUUUGUAAUUUUGCAGAACGUUUACAUGCUCAAACGGUUGUAUUACACACUAAAGGAAAGGUGAUUAAAUUAAAAAAAAAAAACAUAAUAGGUGCCCUUAAAAAUGAAACAAGCUAGCUGCAGUUUUACAAAAGCACUGGUUGAAUAUUUAGUAGACUCAAUGCUUUGGCCUACACACAGAAUCUGCAUGUUUAUUUUCAUAUUUUCCGUCAUGAAAUUGUUGAAAGAUUUAUUGUACCUUGUGUAUUUAAAUAUAAAAUAUGUGCAAUCUUGUAGGUGAAAGCCAUAGUAUUUAAUGAGCAAAAGGAGAUAAAUAGCGGAUUUCAUGCAGGCCGACCAAUAAAGAAAUCUGCCUUUAAAGGAGAACUCCACUUCCAGAACAACAAUUUACAAAUAAUUUACUCACCCCCUUGUCAUCCAAGAUGUUCAUGUCUUUCUGUCUUCAGUCGUAAAGAAAUUAUGGUUUUUGAAGAGUUUUUCUCCAUGUAGUAGACUUCAUUGGUGCCCUGAUUUUGAACUUCCAAAAUGCAGUUUAAAUGCAGCUUCAAAGGGCUCUAAAACAAUCUGUCAUUUUUGUUCAAAAAAUAAAAAUUUGUAUACUUUUUAAGCACAAAUGCUUGUGCAGCACAGGCUCUGGGAUGUGCGUCACAACGUGUCUGUGUACUCCGGCUCAAAAAGGUAGUGUAUGCCCAAAAACUCCAUCUUAUUUUCUCCUACAGCUUCAGAAUCGUCCGACAUCGUUGUACCUUCUUGUUUGUAAACAGCAUUUGACUUACUUGCACUUAGUCUUUGCGCGUUCGCUUUGUAAACACUGGGUCUGUAGUUCUGCCUAUGUUCCACAUGACCUUUCGACAUGAUUCAGUAGUAUGUAGCGUCGUGGACAUGCAUCCCAGAGCUAGUGUUAUAUGAGCUUUUGUGCUUAAAAAGUAUACCAUUUUUUAUUUUCCCGAAAAAAAUGACAGAUUGCUUCGCUAGGUAAGACCCUUCUUCCUCGGCUGGGAUCAUUUAGAGCCCUUUGAAGCUGUAUUUAAAGUACAUUUUGGAAGUUCAAAAUUGGGGCACCAAUAAAGUCCAUUAAAUGGAGAAAAAUCCUGAAAUGCUUUUCCUCAAAAAAUUUCUUCACGACUGAAGACAGAAAGACAGGAACAUCUUGGAUGACAAGGGGGUGAGUAAAUUAUUUGUAAAUUGUUGUUCUCAUUUAAAUAAUGUGUUUAUUCUAACCUGGCAAUGACAUUAAAGUAAAUGGAAUAACUGAAUACAUAAAGAAAUGGCAAUCUCCAGACAUAAUAUGCGACUCUGACCUGUGUAAAGUCAUGAAAGAGUGUGUUUUGAUUAUUUUUAUUUAAAAAGCCACAGCCAUCAGAAGAGAACCAACCUAUUCUUUUAAUGCAUCCAUAGUUUUCUCUACAGGUGUUUAUAGCUAUUUCAGCCUAUGAAAUUUACACAGCACUGAGUGAUUUGUGAGUUUCUUUGUUUUGAACUGAGCAGUUUAAUGAACGGUUGUUGAGAAACAUACGAUAUGCAAAUAUUAUGACUUAUGCCAUUCUUUAUUUUGUGUGCACAGCUGUUGUUAGUAGUUCACUGUGCAAUAACCUUUG